This is a messenger RNA of Cladocopium goreaui, 1488 nucleotides long. The record is from the annotation of a GenBank genome assembly. Lineage: Eukaryota; Dinophyceae; Suessiales; Symbiodiniaceae.
AUGCGGGUCAUCCCUGCCGUUGCAUUGCUGACCCGCCAUGCCGUGGCUGGCCGGCCCACUGUGUGGCGUGCUGCAGAGGAAGUGGACACGUUGCCGGUGGGGGCCCAGGUGACCCUGACGGGAGAUGAGUUGAUCUCCGGAAAUCGCGGCAUCGCCUUCCGGCAGAAACGCGCCUUUCACAUCGAGGAGGUCAGGGAAGAUGACCUCCCCUCCUUUCUGUUCCGCCGAACUCCGGUGUACUCUGCGGCGGCGUCGGCCCACGAGUUUGUGCUUACAGAACAGACCUGUCAAACGGGCCGGUUUUUGUUGCACGACCCGAGGGUUGGUUUAUUCCACAACCAGCGGAUCUCUUACGAAACUGCCUUGGAUAUGGCUUCAGCACUGGGGCGUAUCCUGGUUUUGCCUGGCUUCUUCAAGUUUCCACAUCCAGAGGCCUACGACGGUCUCCAGUGGGUGCCUUUCCGGGACCUCUUCGACGUCAGCAGCGUGCGCAGUUGCUACGGCCGGGUGGUGGAGCUGGAGGAGUUACUGGAGGUGUGUGGUUCUGAAGUCUUGGAUCAACACAUCACGGUACCUUUCGAGACCCUGUGGAUGCGCAGCAAGAGCAAGGCUCCUUGGAUCAACGGCACCCGCCCCGAGAUGCGUUGGGCCUGGCCGCCCAACAGGCCAUACAGGCCGCGGGCGCCGCGGGAAGCGGCAGGGGUGCAGGUUUUCAGCUCCAAGACGUCAGAAAAAGAAACCAAAUUGAAACUGGAGGAACGCCUGGGGCAUAUGCUUGCAGCAUUCCUGAAGGAGGGAGUGGCGGAGGCCCAAACCAUCCGCACGCAUGGGCUCAUUGCCAGGAACGUCACUCAGGGGGACGUGGCAACCUGCUUUAUGCCGAGCAAUUCUACGAUGGACUUGGCCAGGAGCGUCGCAGCGUCUUUGGGGCUGCUCCCCGUAGCCGAGAAGAAUGAGACGCCCAAAGUUCUGGGAAUCCACCUGCGAUUGUUCAAGCCAAGUACCCAAACAUCCGGUGGCUACAUGCUGGUUGAGCAUCAAGAACUCACGGAAUCCCUUUGCAAUUUCGAGCCGGAGGUCUUCUUCUUCAUCGCCUCCUGGGCUUUGGCUCGGAGCUUCUUAGGCUUUUGGCCCAGCAAGACCUGGAUGGCCACCAAUGAAGCAGAUGAACGUCGUCUGAUUCAAUAUAUGAGUGGCUUUCCGGGGCCGCGUGCCAACCCCUACCGACCUCAUCAUUACGACCAAGCCGUAUCGGUGGAAGAGUGCACUAUGGCUCUUCAAUCAGUUCUGGUGGAUGCCAUCAUUUGCUCAUGGGCUGAUUAUUUCAUCGGCAACGUGUGUUCCACCAUGUCGCAGUACAUCCAGCAGUUGCGACUUCGAUGGGGCAAGCCUUUCGCCACGAACCUGUUGGUGGGAGGGAUCCAACAUGCUGAGAUGUUGCAAUGGGCUCGAGAGGAGGUCGAGAAUGGAUGGAGUUCCCGCGGUUAA